UCAAUUUGUUGCCUGAUCGCGUUUCUGUUUUUCAAGAUCAAGUCAGUGACAUCAUCUGAUGUGUGAUAUUGGGCUAACUUUAGAACACCAACUGAAAGGUAUUUCCAAGUUGUCGGAUUGGUUGCCUAACACGAAAGAGUUGCAGCAUUAGCUUAACAACAGAAUGUGACAAUUAAAAGCAGAUCAGUUGAUUAAAGAUGUGUAAGUAUGAUCAAGACAAGCUGCUUGGAGGCUCAGUAGUCAAUGUUGACCCUCUGGUAAUGAAAAUUUUUGGGACAUGGGAGAAGGAAGAAAUUCUUGCAGAAACCGGCAGCCUUUUCAUCAAAUGAAGCAGGAAGACCAAAUGCUGUAGAAUUUCUAGACUUCUGUACAAUUACAAAAAUGCAGUGCCUAAGUCAUCCCGUAUUCAACAUGCUAUGUGGUGGGUCUGAGAGCCCCGAGUCUCUCAGUAUUCUGUUUUCCCACAUUACACUUUUUCUUGUUUGCGUAUCAUUGUCCUAUAUAGGAUGCUUACCAAUGAACACCAGUUUAGUUGUAGUCAUUUUAUUUUGCAGAAAUGCGUGAUAGUUUGAUGUAAGAAAUACAUGGAUUGAAAGACAGGCGGACAGGCAAUUAUACAAUAGAAACACAGACAUGCAGAAACAAGUUGCAAAGUAAUCCCUUGGCAGUAGGAUUCAUAACCUGUCGGCCGGCCAGUUGUGUGCACGGUGCCAAAGUAAGAAUAGAUGACAAGCGUGCAGGUAACCAGGACUGUAGACAUGGGAUGGUAGACUGGUGUGUACGGAUAAGCAGAAAAAUGAAUGGAACAACGGUUGGUCAUUCAGAUGAAUUAAUUGUUUUGCCUUGUUUUGGCCAUUUGUAAUAUUUCUACUUUGAGUACGACAAACGGUAGCUUUAUAUUUUAGACUUUUUGUACAGUAAAUGAUAGUAUACAAAGCAAACUCGCACCAGUCAGUUGUUCAAACAAUGUUGGUUUACAUAUUGACUGUUCCAGGUUGUCUUAAGCUUGUAGCUGUCGCGUAUGAUUGAUGUAUGCAUGAUUGUAGAGGGCACCACAGGCAAACUACCGGGAAUGAAUGACAAAAUGGAGGCAGCUAGUGCGGAUAGUGCAUUAACUAGUAGCACAGACAUGCACAAUGGCUAACAAUGAGAGCCAAUUUUGGUGAUGUAAGUAAUUUUUUAUCAUUCAUAGGGGAUGCUGAUAGUUGCAAACAGAUUCCAUCUGCUAGUCAAAUGAAGGACACAGAAUGGUCUACUUGGAAUUGCAUCUUAGGGUUCCCUGUUGCUGGAAUUUGGCCUGAAGGAGCAGACGGCACUGAUAUCAAUGCUGUUGACAGAAGCAGGGAUCACAAACUAGUAGCUACAGCAGAUGACUUUGGACGAGUGAACGUUUUUGGGUGGCCCUGCUUUCAUGCCAAGAGUUACUUUAACAUUGCCAAAGGCCACAGCUCCCAUGUCACUUGCGUCCGUUUUCUUAGCGACAAUAUAACUGUCGUUUCAACUGGAGGCAAAGACACAGCGAUAAUGCAGUGGAACAUUGUUUGAUGGCAUCUUCCUAGAUUAGGUAUUGUGGAGAAAAGUAAUUCGUCUCCAUGCGGUGCAAAGCAUGAAUUGAUUGAAGUACUAGGGUUGCAAUUGCGUUAUAAUCUAUUGGCUGUUGAUUGUUUGUUAAAUGGAGUUUAGCAUGGUUGUCUUGCAUCUACUGUUGUGUGAUAAUAAAGUAUUUUUCUGCUGAGAAAUCAAGGUGUGCUUGCAU
Corticium candelabrum is the source of this 1756-nucleotide messenger RNA. RefSeq names its product echinoderm microtubule-associated protein-like 2. The coding region runs from base 1147 to 1545 and encodes 132 amino acids. Gene Ontology annotation, cellular component: mitotic spindle. Gene Ontology annotation, molecular function: microtubule binding. The record is from RefSeq and is a predicted model, not a curated record. NCBI's taxonomy places the organism in Eukaryota, Metazoa, Porifera, Homoscleromorpha, Homosclerophorida, Plakinidae. Gene Ontology annotation, biological process: microtubule cytoskeleton organization. The transcript has 3 exons.